GUGCACGUGUUCUCUUAUCCUCUUUCUCCAUCGUCCAUGCCAUACUCUUUUCAUAAAAAAGCAAAAAAUAAAAAACAAAGCAAAGCACUAUCCAUUCCAUUCCACGUUCCAAGCUAAGAUCUGGGCUUUGGCUUAAAGGAAUAUUCCGUGGGGUGAUCAUAGUUUUUACCCUGUUCUUAUGAUGGGUGACUCAGAGGUGGCAAAGUUCGGCUUAAAAGUCGGGAAGAAUGAGAAAAAUGGGUUCCCAAGGGGACUAGAUCCUGCAAUAUCCAAGUUUUUUGUGCAGCUCCAAAGUGUUGUUAAGUCACGACUUAGUAGAUUAGCAAAACAGGAUGGAAUGAGUUUGAUGAGUUCUGUCCAAAGAAAAGGGGAUAAGUCUUUCAGUUACUCUGAAGCUGAACUAAAUGAGCAACUGCAAGCAUGGAGAGAAAAUCCAUCUUGGGUUGACAAGCCUCCACUAAUAAAGGUCACUGCUCCCAAAGGUUCUCUUUGCAACCUUGAUGUAGAAGUUGAUGUUGGCCUACCCCCUGAUGCAGUAUAUAAUAUAGUGAUAGAUCCUGACAAUAGGAGAGUUUUCAAAAAUAUCAAAGAAGUGGUAUCCAGAAAAGUAUUGGUUGAUGAGGGUCAUAGGCAAGUGGUUGAUCUUGACCAAGCAGCCAUUUGGAAAUUUCUUUGGUGGUCUGGGACUAUAUCAAUCAAUGUUUUGGUAGAUCAAAACAGAAAAGACCAUUCUAUGAAGUUCAAGCAAACCAAGGCUGGAUUCAUGAAAAAAUUUGAGGGCUGCUGGAGAGUAGAGCCUUUAUUUGUUGACGAAGCAAUGUGCCAUCCCUUUAAGCCAGUGACAAAGGAAGACUAUUAUGCAUGUGCAAGAGGCAAAGGAAGAAUUGGAUCUAAAGUUAGCCUGAAACAAACACUUCAGCCAUCCAUUGUCCCUCCCCCUCCCCUAUCAUGGUAUUUGAGGGGAAUUACCGCCCGGACGACUGAGAUGCUUAUAAAUGAUAUGCUUGCAGAAACUGCUAGAAUCAGAGGAGGAUAUGAGGCUGAAAAGUCUAAGGCAGAGGAGCUUCAGGGAAAACCUGGUGAAAAUGUGGACCUGGUUUCUAACACAAGUGACAUUAAAGAAAGAUGGAAAUUGCGUAGAGAAAAUGCAAAGCAUAGUCAUAGAAGACUGCUGACCAAGUGAUAUUCCUAUGUUUGUUUUAUUUUUUCAGCAAUCUAUCUAGAUUGUUACAUGUAGUCCAGUUUAAAGGAUUCUAAUGUAUGCAUUACACAAUGUUAAAGUCACUAAUUCCAGCUCAUUGCAUGACAUUUCAGUCGGAUGAGUUGAUGUAUCCAAUAGCAUAGCAAGAGGGAAACAUUGCAGUUCUUUUCA
Molecule: messenger RNA, 1372 nt
Organism: Glycine soja
Lineage: Eukaryota; Viridiplantae; Streptophyta; Magnoliopsida; Fabales; Fabaceae
Exons: 6
Coding region: 179-1183 (334 amino acids)
Source: RefSeq, a predicted model, not a curated record